This is a messenger RNA of Plasmopara halstedii, 811 nucleotides long. RefSeq lists its product as uncharacterized. The record is from RefSeq and is a predicted model, not a curated record. The transcript has a single exon. Bases 239 to 511 code for a protein of 90 amino acids. Lineage: Eukaryota; Oomycota; Peronosporomycetes; Peronosporales; Peronosporaceae.
CCUCAUCCUUUUUUUCGGCCUCUGAUAAUAUACUGACCAAUGUGAGCUUGUGUUUUCUUUGGUUCAAGAACCAUGUCAUCGAAGAAAACAAGUUUGCUUGUCUUGGAGUCAUACUCGCCCAUUGCUGGAACCAUCCCCUCUUCGAUCACUUCUACGUAGUCUAUGGUGUCCUUGAGAUGAUCAUAUAGUGUCUCAUUUGUCUUCGUGCUUUCUUCGUUCUUAUAUAAAAGUAAUCAAAAUGUCUUCUACGACGAAUAGUCCAAUCUUGAACAGCUCAUUCCUUCUCGGAUCAAAUGACUAUCUUACAAGUGCCGUUGCAGAAAAACGAUAUCAAAAAUUGGGUGGAACCGGAGUAUUCAGUUCACUUGCUGUGGCUGGAAAUCUCAACUGUGAGUCAUUGACAAUUGCUGGAUCUGCAGUUCAUUGUCUGGAAUCACAGCUGGAACAGUCACAUCAUCUAAGCUUGUUAUGGUCGAUGCAAACAAAGACAUCGGCUCUUUCCGGAAUCUAACCGCCACGAACUUGACUGGUACUCUUCAAACUGCUGCACAACCAAAUAUUACAUCUUUGGGGACGUUGAGUUCACUGACAGUAUCUGGAAAUAUCUCUGGAACGCUAACUACCUACCGGUUCUCAGCCGAAUAUUACGUCAGUUGGUACGUUGAGCUCGUUGACAACGACAAACACUAUCACUACUAACAUUAACAACAAAACAACGACUCUGAUUAGCUAUUCGAGAUGGAAUAACACAUUGGCUACAAAUAUGAUCGUUGACAUGUAUAUGAGCAACAUCGCACCAAGCUGAGGUAAU